Salvia splendens (bonfire salvia) is the source of this 1677-nucleotide messenger RNA. RefSeq names its product F-box/LRR-repeat protein At3g03360-like. The record is from RefSeq and is a predicted model, not a curated record. NCBI's taxonomy places the organism in Eukaryota, Viridiplantae, Streptophyta, Magnoliopsida, Lamiales, Lamiaceae. Gene Ontology annotation, molecular function: protein binding. The coding region runs from base 307 to 1677 and encodes 456 amino acids. The transcript has 4 exons.
CUCUAAAAGCUUAUUCGAAAACCCGUCCCAAACUAGUUCAAAACAAUAGAGAUAUUUCGUCAAACAGUUUGCAUGCGAGAAGAAGAUUGGCUGAAAAGUGAGUGUGGUGCGAGGGAAGGAUGAAGGGGAGACACAUGUCGACCCAUGGGAAGCCCAGUUCAUCGAUGGGCUUAAAAUGGAAUAAAGUAUAAAUAAAAAAAACCCUCCCUUGACGCUCCUCAAAUUCAAUAUCUCUCCCUCUGCGUCCUCUCUCCUUCCCUUUUCACCUCUGUAUCUCCUUGGGUGAGUAAUUGUAUCCCUAUAAAUAUGGGAAUCAUAUACCUUUCCUUAUACCACAUAGUAUUGUAUUUCUUUUCUCAAUAUCUCUCUGUAUACAGCAAAUUGAUGGAUGGAAGCGACUGCAAUAAGAGGAAAAAGAGCGAGAGUGACAGAAUAAGUGAGUUGCCUGAUGAGAUCAUAUACACCAUACUGUCUUCCCUACCCUUGAGACAAGCUGCGGCGACUGGCCUUCUUUCUCACCGAUGGCGCCAUUUGUGGAAGCACACUCCUAAUCUCGACUUCUACGACAAACACCAUAUUUUAAUCAAUCGCAACUCAUGGCGUGCGGAGAAGUGCCACCGUGUCAAAAUGGUCAAUUCGGUUCUUCAAUCACAUCAAGCCCCUUUCAUUAAACACUUCACAAUUUCGAUUUACGCAAGCAAAUCAGCACAUAGCACCAUAACCAAAUGGCUCCAAUUCGCGCAGUCGAGACAAGUUGAGCGAUUGGAUUUAAACUUCAACUCUAUGACUAGGAGUGAAAGGCGUGCGGUUGUGUUAGAAGAUUUGGUGCGAGAGACGAGGCCUAUGAAAUAUCUCAAGGCUCUGUCUCUCGCAGCUAUGAAAGUCAGUGGUCAAGACAUCUCAUAUUUCCUCAAAACUAGUCCCUUGUUGAGGGAACUCAAUAUCACAGAAUCCUCUUUCACGUCUCAUCUUCAUGUCUCCGGUGAUUUGGAGAUUCUUCGGUUACGUGAAUGCAUCUUUAGGAAAUCCGUUAUCGAAAUUUCUGCUCCCCAUCUUUAUGAAGUUGUUUACGAUGAUGCAAAACCAGGCGCCCUACGGUUCAAGAAUGCUCCAAGACUUGCCAUAGCAAGUCUUGGAAUUGGAUGUCUAAAAUUCAAUUUUGCUUCAACAGUAUCUUCCCAUCUCCAAAAACUCAUAUUAUCUAUCCCAUACUCAAAAUCUAAGAUUCUUUUAAGGGAAGGGCUUCCUUUUAUGCCUAAUCUAAAGGAGUUGUACGUUGUAAUUUCACGUGUCCAUGUGCACCACUGUCUUGAGCCGGUAAAAUCUAUAAUAUCGGCAUGUCCUCAUCUUCAGAUGUUCACGUUCAAGUUUAAUAUGUACUAUAAAGAUGAUGAAAGAUGCCCAUACAAAUACGAAUAUAGGCCAAUUCAUGGCUAUGGACCAUCACAUGAUUUUAGAUGCCCACACCAACGUCUCAAAAUGUUAAAGUUUCGAGGAUCGUGUGCGACCGAUAUCAUCGAACUGAUGACCUAUGUUUCAGUUUGUUUCAAUGCAUAUCAACAGAUAAAUAAUUGUAAUACUUUACCUAUGAGUGAGACUAAGGGACAAGCUCAUAUGGUCCAUAUGCAACAACUUAUGUCCCUGUUAACUCAUCAAGUUGAAUUCGAAUUUAGAUAA